CUCAGAAUCCAUCUGAGAACAUGCUGCCACAAACAGCCCUUUUGCUGCUGAUGUCCUUGAACUUGGUUCAUGGAGCGUUUUAUGCUGAGAGAUACCAAACACCUACAGGCAUAAAAGGCCCAGUACCCAACACCAAGACACAGUUCUUCAUUCCCUAUGCCAUAAAGAGUAAAGGUAUAGCAGUAAGAGGAGAGCAAGGCAUUCCCGGUCCACCAGGCCCCACUGGACCUCGAGGGCACCCAGGUCCCUCUGGGCCACCAGGAAAACCAGGCUACGGAAGUCCUGGACCUCAAGGAGAGCCCGGAUUGCCAGGACCACCGGGACCAUCAGGCACUGGGAAGCCAGGCUUACCAGGACUGCCAGGAAAACCAGGGGAGAGAGGACCAUAUGGACCAAAAGGAGAUAUUGGACCAGCUGGUUUACCAGGACCACGGGGCCCACCAGGACCACCUGGAAUUCCCGGCCCAGCUGGAAUUUCUGUUUCAGGAAAACCCGGACAACAGGGAUCCCCAGGAGCUGUGGGACCCAGAGGCUUUCCUGGAGAAAAGGGUGCACCAGGGGUCCCUGGUGUGAAUGGACAGAAGGGGGAAACUGGAUACGGUGCUCCUGGCCGUCCAGGUGAGAGGGGCCUUCCAGGUCCUCAGGGUCCCAUGGGACCACCUGGGCCCCCUGGGGUGGGAAAAAGAGGUGAAAAUGGGUUUCCAGGACAGCCAGGUAUCAAAGGUGAUCGAGGCAUUCCAGGAGAAAGGGGACCAACUGGGCCCCCAGGCCCCCAAGGUCCUCCUGGGGAACGAGGACAAGAAGGCAUUGGAAAGACAGGAGCUGCUGGAGCCCCAGGCCAGCCAGGGGUUCCCGGAACCAAAGGUCAUCCUGGGGCUCCAGGAAUAGCGGGACCCCCAGGGCCUCCUGGCUUUGGGAAACCAGGCUUGCCAGGCCUGAAGGGGCAAAGAGGACCUGUUGGCCUUCCAGGGGGUCCAGGUGCCAAAGGAGAACAAGGCCCAGCGGGCCAUCCUGGGGAGCCAGGUCUGACUGGACCCCCUGGAAAUAUGGGACCCCAAGGACCAAAGGGCAUCCCAGGCAACCAUGGGAUCCCAGGCCCUAAAGGUGAGACAGGGCCGGUUGGGCCUGCAGGACGCCCUGGGGCUAAGGGAGAAAGGGGUUCCUCAGGUUUGGAUGGAAAACCAGGGUACCCAGGAGAACCUGGUCUCAAUGGUCCCAAGGGUCACCCAGGGUUACCAGGCCCGAAAGGUGAGCCUGGAGUGGGAGGAUCUCCUGGUCUCCCAGGCCCUGCGGGCCCAGCGGGAGCUAAGGGAAUGCCUGGACACAAUGGUGAGGCAGGUCCAAGAGGUGCUCCUGGAAUACCAGGUACCAGAGGCCCCAUUGGGCCACCCGGCAUUCCAGGAUUCCCUGGGUCUAAAGGGGAUCCAGGAACUCCAGGUCUUCCUGGGCCAGCUGGCAUAGCAACUAAGGGUCUCAAUGGACCCACCGGGCCACCAGGGCCUCCAGGUCCGAGAGGCCACGAUGGAGAGCCUGGCCUUCCAGGGCCCCCAGGUCCUCCAGGUCCCCCAGGCCAAGCAGCCCUUCCUGAGGGCUUUAUAAAGGCAGGCCAAAGGCCCAGUAUUUCUGGAAUGCCUCUUGUUAGUGCCAACCAGGGAGUAACAGGAAUGCCCGUGUCUGCUUUCACUGUUAUUCUCUCCAAAGCUUACCCAGCAAUAGGUACUCCCAUCCCAUUCGAUAAGAUUUUGUAUAACAAGCAACAGCAUUAUGACCCAAGAACUGGAAUCUUUACCUGCAAGAUACCGGGAAUAUACUAUUUCUCUUACCACGUGCAUGUCAAAGGGACCCAUGUUUGGGUAGGUCUGUAUAAGAAUGGCACCCCUGUAAUGUACACAUAUGAUGAAUACGCCAAGGGCUACUUGGAUCAGGCUUCAGGCAGUGCCGUCAUCGACCUCACAGAAAAUGACCAGGUGUGGCUCCAACUGCCCAACGCUGAGUCCAAUGGCCUGUACUCCUCUGAGUAUGUCCACUCCUCUUUCUCAGGGUUCCUAGUGGCUCCAAUGUGAGCAUAUUCCCACCAAGCUAAUAUAAAUCUGCUUGAAAAGGCAUUCCCCAACUUUACCCCACCCCACAAAAUGCAUAUGGAUGUAGGCUGAAAUGAUAUCACUCAUUUUAACUUUCCAAAGUACAGAUUUGAGCUUUCAGACCAACACAUUUUCUCUCUGAAAAAUCGAGCAGCA
This is a messenger RNA of Molossus molossus (Pallas's mastiff bat), 2237 nucleotides long. It is a transcript of the gene COL10A1, whose product is annotated as collagen type X alpha 1 chain. The record is from RefSeq and is a predicted model, not a curated record. The coding region runs from base 21 to 2063 and encodes 680 amino acids. Gene Ontology annotation, molecular function: protein binding. The transcript is spliced from 3 exons. NCBI's taxonomy places the organism in Eukaryota, Metazoa, Chordata, Mammalia, Chiroptera, Molossidae.